GACGACGGUGUCAACGCAAUUCAGGACCCCACACCGCCCUCGCCGUUGGCUGCCCCCGGCGAAGAGGCGUGCGGGGGCGGCGGGGCGGGCGCAGCUGCUUCCCCGCCCCGCGGAGGCGCCGGCCCGGCCUCGCGGCCCAGCCCCCGCCCGGCGCUCGCAGCCGCGGAGCCCAGCGCCGCCGCCGCCAUGUCUUCCGGGGCCAGCGUGAACGCUCUGCAGCGCCUGGUGGAGCAGCUCAAGCUGGAGGCCGGCGUGGAGAGGAUGAAGGUCUCUCAGGCGGCUGCAGAGCUUCAACAGUACUGUGUGCAGAAUGCCUGCAAGGAUGGCCUGCUGGUCAGGGUGCCAGCUGGGAGCAACCCCUUCCGGGAGCACAGAUCCUGCGCUUUACUCUGAAGAUUGGGAAGAAGUUCUUUGAGGAAUGCCUUCAAGUACAAAGUGAUGACGACCAUCUCCAUGUUUCAAGAAAACUUUUCUCUAGCCAAACAACUUUUAGAUAUUUCAGACCUUCCCUGUGGCCUGGUCCUAUAGCCAGAAUUCUACAGAAAUUGAUGUGUUUCUGCUCAAAUAAGGAAACUGGGUGGAAGAGUGGAUCUUUUAAAUAAUAAUGACCUGGUUCUUUUGGUGAAGUGCUUCAUACUGAAACAAAAACCCUACCACCAAAUAUACCAAAAUACAUCUCUUUCAUAAGUGAAUUACCAGUGUUUAUGUACCUGGAAUACCAUGUGUGUUUUGUUUACUGGAUGUUUACAUUUUAGGAAGGAAAACAUUUUUGUUUAUUAAAAAUUGAAUGUUUGUAAUUUGUUGUUCCUAAGAUUUUUAUACUGUAACAAAGUUUGUUCUUAUCUCAUAAAUUUAGUUUCUACAUGAAGAUAACCCAACGAUAAGAUUGAGGGGAAGAAUAGGCUUUACUAAUCAAAUGAUGUCUUGAUUUUUCUAAAAAAGAAGACCUUUUUAUUUUUAAACACUAAACACGGGAGCUGUUUCUAACAAACUUUUUUGGGAAAGAUAAAUGUAUUAUGUAUGAGGUUGCCCCAUCCUGCAUGUGAAGCAGAUUUGAUCUUUGUCUUAAGUUCCUGUAUUUUAUGAUUGUGGUUUAACAAAUACUACAUUAUUUCAUGUCUUUAAUAAAUGUUAAAAAUGUAAUCUACAUUCAAAUGGUUAAAAACAAAGUAAUGUGAAAAUAUUAUAGUCUCAAAGAAUUCUUAAUUUCACAGUGUUUUAUUUUGAUGAUGUGCCUUCAGUUUGAUUUGGGACACUUUUUAAAUGGAUACUUUGUGUUUGUAAUAAUCUCUGAAGAGUUUGGAAAUAAAAUUUCUGCUUCCUUCA
Choloepus didactylus (southern two-toed sloth) is the source of this 1326-nucleotide messenger RNA. Its product is annotated as guanine nucleotide-binding protein G(I)/G(S)/G(O) subunit gamma-10-like. Gene Ontology annotation, biological process: G protein-coupled receptor signaling pathway. The coding region runs from base 187 to 393 and encodes 68 amino acids. NCBI's taxonomy places the organism in Eukaryota, Metazoa, Chordata, Mammalia, Pilosa, Megalonychidae. The transcript is spliced from 3 exons. The record is from RefSeq and is a predicted model, not a curated record. Gene Ontology annotation, cellular component: heterotrimeric G-protein complex. Gene Ontology annotation, molecular function: G-protein beta-subunit binding.